GGGUUGUUGAAGUUUAAUUCUGUGGGUGUGUGUGCGUAGCCCUCAUGUGCGCUGCUCGGAUGCAUCGUGUGCGUUCCACAGUGGCCCUAGCAUCGAUGCUACCCUCUCCAGCAUGAACUCUCACAUACAAAUCACAGAGUAACAUCCAGGGCUCACAGAGUUGACAUGGGAUGCACAGGGCCUUGGUAACGUGGACUCGGGAGCGAUCUCGCCGGAUGCUGAUCUCUUAGUGAGGUACUGUACGAUCGGCACAGACCUCCCACCAAAAACCCCCCAUCCUAUGCACAAUCCUUCCAGGGACCAGAACCCCUCUAACGCACACUUUUUGCACCACCGCCGCGCGCUACACAGAAACUAUCCUAUGAGAGCGAUAGGAUAUAAGUUUUGGAAGGGCCGGGACAUGCAUGUCGAGAUCAGUCGCUCGGGGAGUGGCCGAGUAUGACUAUCCAACUCUCGCUCCAAAAUCGAUAAACCUGUGAGAACGGGUAACUUACUCGCACCUGUGCCCAGUUGCUGUAUGCCGCUCUCAACACCCGAUAUUCAGCCGGUAUAACUGGGCCCUACUUCCGCCAAUCUCGCGGGUCUUCCGUGUUGUCCCCCAUAUUUAUCGCCCACGAUGAGAAAUCUCAAUCAAGUCCAAAACAUCCUAGCUUGCCCCUCCCACCCCAACUUUCUCAAAACUCCCCACAUUAUUCGAACUUCAUCGCUGAGGCGGUCCGCCUGCACCGAUUCGGCUGAUGCAUGGGCUAUAGCAAACCAGAUUGAGCCAAUUGAUUGCAGGCAGGCGCCUUUGAAUCGAGCCAUGGCCUCCUCCUGCCACCCUGCACUUGCUGACCUCUCGCCAGCCUCACCGUCACUUAGCCGGCAGGUUGCACUUUGCAUCACAGACCAUGUUCAACCGUCAGAUGCAUGGGUAUUGGUGGCCUCUAUAGCGGCGGAAGGAAACCACUUAAACUCCGUUUAGAAACAUUAGGUUUGAGAUAUAUCAGCACCAGAGGCAGCUGAUUAAAGCCUCUUUAUACUUCUUAAGAUCUGCUAUAUAUGACAAUCGGGGACCGCCUUGCCGUUUGUCUACCUUCAACGUCUCUCUGUGUCCAUGGUGCCUUACUUCUGAAUUCAACAUAUGCAAAGUCGUUUGUUUGUUAACAACUGCGCCUCCAUCCCACGUAAAAAUCCGGCUUCGUGGCUGUAUUGAUCGAAAAACCAGCCUCAGGAAUAAUGACGGAAAUCGUGGAUAUCCCGGCGCCGGUCGUAGAGGUGACGACUGUAGAGGUGGCGGCCGAGCUGACCUCCGAAUCCAUUGCUACCACGGCCAGAGGCUCCGAAGUCCACUCGCCGUCGAGUCACAGAACGGCUAGUACGCCGGCAUCCGAGUUGUCAUCUAUUGAGGCUCUGAAGGCAUUCAAGACAACAAAUCUCGGCGUGUCAAAAGAAAAUGCUCGGGCCAAGGCUGCUACGUUAUCACUGGUGGAACAGGUCUCGUUAUUGAGAGCCGCCGAUCACUGGAGGACCGUUGCAAUCCCAAACAAAGGCAUUGCCAAUAUCAAGACUAGUGAUGGACCAAACGGAGCCCGCGGGGCAGUCUUCAAGGCUGGCACAAGAGCAGCACUGUUCCCCUGUGGUGUUUCUCUGGCAGCGACUUGGGAUACAAAGCUACUCUAUGAAGUUGGACAGCACCUUGGAGAGGAGACCAAGGCUCGCUCUGCACAUGUCCUCCUGGCGCCAACAGUAUGCCUGCAUCGAGGCCCGCUCGGUGGCCGGAACUUUGAAUCAUUCUCAGAAGACCCUCUUUUGACGGGGAAACUCGCCGCGUCUUAUAUUAAUGGGCUUCAGCAAAAGGGGAUUGCUGCUACCAUCAAGCAUUUCGUCGCCAACGAGCAAGAGACUGAAAGACUGACGAUGGACUCGGAGCUCUCGGAGAGAGCUCUCCGUGAACUUUACCUUCGUCCUUUCGAAAUUGCUGUCAGGGAAUCUAACCCCUGGGCUGUCAUGUCCUCUUAUAACCUCAUCAACGGUGUCCAUGCAGAUAUGAACACUCACACCCUGAAAGAUAUCCUCCGCGGAGAAUGGAAAUAUGAUGGGUUGGUUAUGUCAGAUUGGACUGGAGUCAACUCUGUAGCAGAAUCCAUAGAGGCAGGCUGUGAUUUGGAGAUGCCUUACUCAGAUAAAUGGCGUGGAGAAAAGGCGGUUCAAGCUGUCAAGGAUGGGAAGCUAAGCCAAGACGCCGUAGAGAAGGCUGCUGCCAACGUAUUAUACCUAAUUGACCGUGUCCGAGGCCAAGACACGUCGCCUGAGGAGCCGGAAAGGGAAGAGGACACCCCUGAGACGAGAGAGCUAAUCCGCAGGGCCGGUUCCCAGGGAUUGACCUUGUUGAAGAAUAGGGGCAACCUCCUUCCGCUCGACGCCGAGAAGACAAAGAUUGCUGUCAUCGGACCCAACGCCAACAGAGCCAUUGCUGGCGGUGGUGGUAGCGCCAGUUUGAACCCUUACUAUAACACCUUGCCUCUAUGGAGCAUUCAAAGAGAGUCGAGUAAGGACGUCACAUAUGCUUUGGGCUGCGAUAUCUACAAAUGGAUCCCCUUGGCGACACCGUUCUGCAAGGCCCUUACUGGCGAGGAAGGAGUUACCAUUGAGUUCUACACCGGCGACAAGUUUGAGGGAGAGCCGACAGUGGUUCAAACAAGAACGAGCACAGAUCUUAUGCUGUGGGACUCUGCGCCUACGGAGGUCGGGAAUGUCUGGUCUGCCUAUGUCAGGGCAAAGCUUACGCCCAAGACUUCUGGAAAGCACAAGUUUAGCUUCUUUAGCGUUGGGCCCGGACGUCUGUACAUCGAUGGCAAGCUACUUGCGGACGUAUGGGACUGGACCGAGCAGGGUGAGACUAUGUUCGACGGCUCAGAGGAUGUCGUGAUUGAGAUUGAACUCGAGGCCGGCCGCACAUACGAGCUGAUGUCGGAACUCACCAACGAGAUCCGCCCCUUGUCGAAGCAGAUUGCCAUCGGCCGCACGCAUGGCCCCGGAGGUGUUCGCAUCGGAUACAAGGAGGAGGACAAGGUGGACCAUCUGCAGCAGGCCGUUGAUGCCGCCACGGAGGCUGAUGUCGCUAUUGUGAUUGUCGGUUUGGAUGCAGAGUGGGAGUCUGAAGGAUAUGAUCGUGCCAACAUGGAUCUACCCAAGGACGGCAGCCAGGAUCGCUUGGUCGAGGCUGUCUUGAAGGCGAACCCGAACACUAUCGUUGUGGUUCAGGCUGGCUCGCCGGUCACUAUGCCUUGGGCUGACAAGGUCCCGAGUAUCCUGCAGGCGUGGUACCAAGGCCAAGAAGCUGGAAAUGCUCUGGCCGAUGUUCUGUUUGGCCGUGUUAACCCCAGCGGCAAGCUUCCUACUACAUUCCCCGUCCGUCUGCAAGAUAACCCAACCUACCACUCGUGGCCAGGUGAGAACAAGAAGGUUAUUUACGGAGAGGGCAUCUUCAUGGGAUACCGCCACUACGAGCGCCUCGCCAUCAAGCCCCUCUUCGCUUUCGGCCAUGGCCUCUCCUACACCACCUUCACAUACGGCGACAUCACACUAUCCAAUACCACCCUGUCUGCCAACGAGAAGAUCACCGUCACCAUCCCGAUCACCAACUCUGGCAAGGUCGACGGCGCGGAAGUGGUACAGGGCUACGUCCACGAUGUUAAGUCGCGACUGGUGCGUCCGGAGAAGGAGCUGGCUGUAUUCGACAAGGUCUUCCUGAAGGCAGGUGAGACGAAGGAUGUCGUUCUCACGCUGGAUAAGCUCUCGGUUGGAUAUUACGAUACACGUCUCAAGGCCUGGAUUGCUGAGGAGGGCGAGUUCAAGAUUCUGGUUGGCUCAUCAUCCGCGGAUAUACGACAAUCGGCUACAUUCGACGUGGCUGAAUCGUUUACUUGGAUCUUCUAAGGGACCUAUAUUUCACAUAGAUUUUUUCUUUGAAUACCAGCGCCUGGAGACGGCGCAAUACCAUUAUCAGAUGUGAUGACCUCGUACUUUCCUUAUGAACGCCAGACUUACACCUACUAAGAAUGCGCAUGGAGUUAUUCAUAAAUGCAAUAUACGAACUACAAACGUGAAUUAUAGCCAUAUAUCGGUGUGCAACUUAUUGAGUGCUUGGCGUAUUAAUUACUGGCCAUUAAUGUCAUUAAUGUCUCCACAUUAGGGGUUGUCUAUUGAAUUACUGCG
Molecule: messenger RNA, 4200 nt
Organism: Pseudogymnoascus verrucosus
Lineage: Eukaryota; Fungi; Ascomycota; Leotiomycetes; Thelebolales; Thelebolaceae
Exons: 7
Coding region: 1219-3921 (900 amino acids)
Biological process (GO): glucan catabolic process
Molecular function (GO): beta-glucosidase activity
Source: RefSeq, a predicted model, not a curated record